AUGUUAGUGAAGAAGCUAUUCACUCUGGUGUUCAUAAACAAAGAAGAUCAAAUAUUAUUGGGUCUAAAGAAGCGAGGUUUCGGUGUAAAGAAAUGGAAUGGUUUCGGCGGGAAAGUGGAGCCUAACGAAACUAUAUUGGAAGCAGCAGCAAGAGAAUUAAAUGAGGAAUGUUGCGUGAGCGUUAGACCCAGUGACUUGAAGAAUAUCGCACAUCUAGAGUUCACUUUUGAAGGGCAGCCUAUGUUAAUGGAUGUGCGAGUAUUUUCCACGAAUGUGUUUGAAGGAAAUCCUAAGGAAACUGAAGAAAUGGUACCCAAAUGGUUCAAAAAUACCGAAGUUCCCUUCGACGACAUGUGGCCUGACGACAGAAUAUGGUUCCCAUACAUGCUGCAGGGCAAGAAGUUCUUUGGUAAAUUCCACUAUGAGGGCUUCGAUAAAAUUCUCAAUUAUAAAAUCGAGGAAAUAAAUUGCAUGAAGACGUUUUAUGCUGGUAGAAAAUCAACAUAA
This is a messenger RNA of Spodoptera littoralis (African cotton leafworm), 507 nucleotides long. The record is from the annotation of a GenBank genome assembly. NCBI's taxonomy places the organism in Eukaryota, Metazoa, Arthropoda, Insecta, Lepidoptera, Noctuidae.